UUUUUUUUAAUUUAUAAUAGCUGACUUUGGUUUGGCUACACGCACCAACAAGCGGAACCGAGACCGUUUGGGCACUAGCAAAUGGAUGGCGCCCGAGGUGAUUCGCGAGCAGUACUACUCUGAAAAGAUCGACAUGUGGUCGCUGGGUAUCACUGUCAUUGAAAUGAUGGACCGUGUGCCACCGCACUAUCUGCUCAAGGACGAAAUCGAGCUGUUUGCCGCCAUUCUGAGCGAACCCAGCCCGUCAUUCACUUACAGCUACCCAACAAUGUACAUGCGUGGUUUGGUCGCCUGGCUCUUGGACGAAGCCCCAGAAACCCGUCCUAGUGCAAAGGAGGUCCUGUCGGAGAUCGAUGCACAUGUGCAGAGCCGUCUGUUGAAAUGCGCAAGCCAAGCUGAAACGGCUCGUUUUGUCAAUCAUGUCUUGCCUCCAGCAUAACCUCUCUCUUACUCUCCCAACACUCCUCGCUAUUCGAACAACAACAACAACAGCAACCCCACCCAACCAAGCCAAAAAGAUAUAUAAAAAAACCAUCACAGUAAAACAAAACAAACUAUCAAGCCCCAGCAACAACAACAACAACAACACCCAAAAACAAAUUAUACGCCAUUUCCAACCAUCCGCCGGCUUACACGCCACUUUAUUCACACACACACACACACACACACAAAAGCGUUCCUAUCACCAGCAUGCAUUUUCUAUUUUCUAUUUUAUUUUUGCAACCCGUUCCAUAACCAGCACACGUACAUCUACCCAACCUCCCCCUUUUCUUUUAAAAUUAUCAUUUAUCCCCCCCCUCCGCACACCUAAACCCUUUUUCUAUAUACCCUUUUCUUUUACCUCAUUUACGCCCGUCACAACCCGUAAAAACCACAUCUACAGAUGUCCGACUGUCCAUCGACUGGACCGGAAACCCCCCCUCACCCCCACCCCAACACAUAAUGCAUCCACUCUUCAAGAAACUCAUCUAAUCUCUUCUCUAUGAAAACUUUGUAUGUUCUUCUAUAUAUAUUUAUAUAUACUCUACAUAACUUAUCUCCCUCUUCUUCUUGUAUACAUGCUUGCAUACAUACACAUACACAGGACACAUCCCCGUAGAUGUGCACCCUCAUGUGUAUGUGUGGCAGGA
Messenger RNA from Zychaea mexicana, 1130 nucleotides. RefSeq lists its product as uncharacterized. The transcript has a single exon. The record is from RefSeq and is a predicted model, not a curated record. Bases 420 to 986 code for a protein of 188 amino acids. Lineage: Eukaryota; Fungi; Mucoromycota; Mucoromycetes; Mucorales; Lichtheimiaceae.